UCCCAUCGCCCCAGAAACCAGAAACUAAAGAGAGGAACUUAACAGAAAAGAAAAAGAAAAAUGAUGUCCAUACAAAAGGAGGGAAAAUGUUGCCUAAAAAGAAACCUCAGCAAAAGAGCUCAUUUAUUACUGACCAUACCAUCAAUGCCCAGGAGAAAAAUAACAUGACUUGCCGUCUAUUGUCAGCAAGAGACCAUCAAAUUAAAGAACUGAAAAACGAAGUGGCUGUUCUGCAGAAUAAAUUGGAGACCUUUAUUACGGAAAAUAAAAUGUUGAAGCAUCUUCAGUCUCAACAUUUAAAAACAAUCACAAAAUAUGAAAAUGCCGAAAUUAACCUGCCUGAUCUUUUGGCCACACAGUCAAAUGAAGUGCAGACUCUGAGAACACAUCUCAGGAAAUCUCAGGAAGAAGAGCGCAGGGCUUCCCAGAAGCUGAGAGAUGUUGAGGCACAACUCUCAAAAACAAGGGAUGCCUUGCGGGCAUUACAGAAACUUUGUAAAAACAAGAAACUUGAAGAGAGAGAAGAACUUCAGCGUAAAUUAACAUCGCUUACCCAAAAAUUGGAAGCUAGGGAUAAGAAAACUCAGGAUUUGGAAAAGCAGCUGUCAUUGAAUACUGCUUCUUUUAGACACCAGUUAGCAGUUGAGAAAAAGAAGACUAUUGAAGCUCAGUCGAUGACAGCAAAUUUACAUGUAGAAAUCGAGUCACUGAAGCUAAAACUUAAGGUCCCUUAAUCAACCCCAAAAUAACAUGCAGCAGAAGACCAAGGAACAGGCAACAGGAUGAAAUAACCGACU
Pantherophis guttatus is the source of this 797-nucleotide messenger RNA. NCBI's taxonomy places the organism in Eukaryota, Metazoa, Chordata, Lepidosauria, Squamata, Colubridae. The record is from RefSeq and is a predicted model, not a curated record.